AUGGCCACCGGGACGGUCCUGCUUUGCUUUUUGCUGCUGCUGUCACUGCAGUCAGGUCUGGGUUGGGGCCCCAGUGGCUGGGGGGUUCCGAUGGCUGAAGGAGAGUUCUUGUCUGAGCAGGCGGCAGAAGCUGGCAGAAACCGGCUGGGUAUCCGCUGGUAUCCUGCUCGCUUGCGCCGAGCACCAGCUGGCCCUUGCCAGCUGUGGAGCCUGACACUGCCAGUGGCAGAGCUGGGCCUGGGCUACACCUCAGAGGAGAAAGUCAUUUUCCGCUACUGUGCUGGUAGGUGUCCCCUUGGUGCCCGUACCCAGCAUGGCCUGGUGUUGGCCCGGCUGCGGGGCCAGGGCCGAGCCCAUGGUGGACCCUGCUGCCUGCCUACUGACUAUGCUGAUGUGGCCUUCCUUGACGACCGCCACCGCUGGCAGAGGCUGCCCCAGCUCUCAGCGGCUGCCUGUGGCUGUGGCGGGUGAAGGUGCCAGCC
Molecule: messenger RNA, 482 nt
Organism: Otolemur garnettii (small-eared galago)
Lineage: Eukaryota; Metazoa; Chordata; Mammalia; Primates; Galagidae
Gene: PSPN
Product: persephin
Exons: 2
Coding region: 1-471 (156 amino acids)
Molecular function (GO): receptor tyrosine kinase binding; growth factor activity; glial cell-derived neurotrophic factor receptor binding
Source: RefSeq, a predicted model, not a curated record